Messenger RNA from Haplochromis burtoni (Burton's mouthbrooder), 3023 nucleotides. RefSeq names its product coiled-coil and C2 domain containing 1B (gene cc2d1b). The coding region runs from base 323 to 2995 and encodes 890 amino acids. Gene Ontology annotation, biological process: regulation of transcription by RNA polymerase II. The record is from RefSeq and is a predicted model, not a curated record. Gene Ontology annotation, molecular function: RNA polymerase II cis-regulatory region sequence-specific DNA binding; DNA-binding transcription repressor activity, RNA polymerase II-specific. Gene Ontology annotation, cellular component: nucleus. The transcript has 26 exons. NCBI's taxonomy places the organism in Eukaryota, Metazoa, Chordata, Actinopteri, Cichliformes, Cichlidae.
UGAAAAACCUCGUUACCAAAUGUUUUACACGCAGGAAAACCUGACUUACUCAAUAAACGUGGCUUGUAUUUUUGCUUCUUUAGUCAGUGGGGACACCCUCGUUGCCUGGCAGACAUGACUCAGGGAUUCAACUUUCGAGCAGCGCUAGGGUGCUCCCAGGCUUAGCGCAUGCGCGUUCAAAGAAAUCCAUUAUCAUGUCAAAGCAUAGAAAUGAAACUGUUCCUCUGAAAACUACCUGAUGAAGUUGUGAACGAACAGGUGAGGUUUGGACCACCGGGGUGUCUCCGAGGGGAUAUUUCUACAACAAGAAACCAAAACAAACAUGUUUGGUAAGAAGAAGAGAGCACCGCAGCCCAAAGGCCAGGGCGCCGCUGCUGCCAAGCAGAUGGGUCUGUUUGUAGACCUGAACCCCGAGGAGAUGAUGAUGGGCAUGGACGGAAACCUGGACGACCCGGAUUUGGAGGCGGAACUUGCUGCUAUUACUGGAAAAAAGGCUGCUGCAGGAGGAAAAGCCAGGCAGAAGGGGAAAAGUCCCCUACCCAUGGAAGAUAUCGCAAGAAUGGCAGACGAGUGUAUGAAGGACCUGGAUGAUGAUGAUGACGACAAUGUCGAAGACGAUGAAGACCUGUUGGCAGAGCUACAGGAAGUGGUGGGUGAGGAGGAAGCUGAGGAUGUUUCCUCCACAUCCUCUGCCCCUGCUGAAUCUUCUAAGGGUGAAACACCAGAGUCCCCAGCGGCACAGGAGGAAGUAAAAGUCUCUGCGGCAGCCCCCGGCAGCCUCCAACACACCCUGGAGGAGAGGUUGGCAAUGUACAAGACAGCCCUGCAGAACGCCAAGACAGCAGGGGAGUCCUCAAAAGCCAGGAGAUAUGAUCGUGGUCUGAAGACGUUGGAGUCAAUGUUGGGUGCUGUGAAAAAAGGAAGGCCUGUAAAUGAGGCAGAGAUCCCUCCGCCUGUUGCCACCGGAGCCCCGAGCGCUGCCCCGCGACCAGCUGUGCCUGCGAGGCCUGCUCCCCCUGUACCAUCGCCACCUCAGCCCUCUCAGUCACGGGAGUCGGAGGCCACAUCACCACAGUCACCUGCCGCGCCCGAUGUCAUCACACCCAGCAGCGAGGAGGAGCAAUCGUCUUCUGCUGCCCUAUCCACUCUGAGCAGCCUCCCAUCUCCUCAGGAGCAAACCGAUGAGGAAGCUGCUGACGUUUCACAAUCAGAUGCCAACAAGGCCACCAAGAAGAUGCUUUUGGAGAGACAGCAAGAGUACAAGAUGGCAGCGCUGAGAGCCAAGAAGCAAGGAGACGUGGAGCAAGCUAAGCUUUACUUCAAGACCAGCAAGAGUUUCGAUGCAGCGAUCGAGGCGUUGGAAAAAGGACAGUCAGUGGAUCUGAGUGGCCUUCCUUCACCUCCAGGACAGGAAGGCCUGAACAGCAGAUGGGCGGGGCUUGUUCAGCUGCGAUGUUUUGGAGGAAGCUCCGCUCCGGUGGCUACAGCUCCCGCUGGUCAAAGCACACAGCCGACCCCGCCGGCUGCAGCAGCUCCAGCCCCUUCAGCUCCUAAAGAUGUGCUGGAGGCUCUCGAGCAGAGACGAGCCAAGUACACGGAGGCGUCUGCACAGGCCAAGGCCAGCGGAGACGACCGCAAGGCCCGAAUGCACGACCGUAUUGCCAAGCAAUACCAGAGCGCCAUCCGAGCUCACAAAGCAGGAAAAGCAGUCAACUUUGACGAGCUGCCGGUUCCCCCUGGCUUUCCUCCGAUCCCUGGCCAGAAGGCAGUGGGAGCUGAGCAGGGGAUUGUUGCUGCUCUGGAGGCAGCUAAUAAGCUUGCCUCUAGUGAUGCUGCUGAAGUUGCAGAUGAGGAAGAGGAUGAGGCAAAGGAAGAAUUGGCAAAGCCUGCUGCUCCUGAAGAGCCAAAGAAGCCCACUUUAGACAUUCCCACAGCAGGUCACGAACAGAAGAGGACUCCGUCAGCUUCACCUGACAGGACAACCAUCGGAGAAGGACUCUCACAAACAGCUGUUCAGCAGCUGGAGUUCUUGGAGGGUCGAAAGAAGCAAUACAUGAAGGCUGCGCUGCAGGCGAAGCAGAAAAAUGAUAUGGAGCAGGCAAAGAUUUUUCUCCGCACCGCCAAGAGCUUCGAGCCCAUGAUCGAGGCGGCACGCAGCGGCAAAACUGUGGACAUCAGCACGGUGCCGUCGCCUCCUGGUGACGAAGACGAAGACUUCAUCCUGGUUCACCACAGCGACGUGCAGAUCUCAGAGAAAGCCGAGGAAGUUUACACGCAGCUGGCCAAGAUCCUGAAAGAGCAGCACGAGAAAUGUUUAACUUACUCCGAGCAGUUCAAACACCUGGGAAACGUCACUGAAACAACAAAGUUUGAGAAAAUGGCUGAAAGCUGUAAGAAGAGUAUGGAAGUCUUGAAGUUGGCUCAGUCGAGGGGUCUGCCUCCUCCUAAACAUCAUUUCGAGGAGAAGUCAUUUCGCAUAGCCAAGAUAUUUCCAGAGCUGAGCAGCACUGACAUGGUUGUUAUUAUCGUAAAAGGGAUGAAUCUUCCUGCUCCUAGCGGAAUCCAAGCAAACGAUCUGGAUGCUUACGUCAAGUUUGAGUUCCCCUAUCCAAGCACGGAGCAGCCACAGAAACUCAAAACAGCUGUCAUCAAGAACACGAACUCCCCAGAAUACAACCAGAGUUUCAAGCUUCAAAUCAGCCGCAACCAUCGCGGCUUCAGGAGGGUGGUGACGGCUAAAGGCCUCAAGCUAGAGCUGCUGCACAAAGGCGGUUUCUUACGGAGCGACAAGCCGAUCGGAACAGCCCUGCUGAAGCUGGACAAGCUGGAGUCACACAGUGAAAUCAGGGAGAUUGUCGAGGUGAUGGACGGACGGAAACCCACAGGGGGUCGCAUUGAAGUGAAGGUCAGACUGCGGGAGCCUCUUAGCGGUCAGGACAUGCAGACCAGCACGGAGCGCUGGCUGGUGAUCGACCAGUCGCAGGUUCUUGUUUAGAUGUUACUGCAAGACUGAAGAUGAAGUG